Molecule: messenger RNA, 546 nt
Organism: Caenorhabditis briggsae
Lineage: Eukaryota; Metazoa; Nematoda; Chromadorea; Rhabditida; Rhabditidae
Exons: 1
Coding region: 1-546 (181 amino acids)
Source: RefSeq, a predicted model, not a curated record
AUGAAUGAAGGAUUGAGUAAAAAAGAAAUUACUAAGUGCUUUGAAAAGCAAGACUUCAUUAUUGAAAUUCCUUCUAGGAAUCCCACUUCUCAAGGUGAAGAAAAGGACCCUAGGGCACAAAAAAUUAUUGAAGUCCAUUCUUCUGACAAAAUAGAAGACAUUCCAGAUCCUUCAUCUUUAGAUGUAAAUAAGAAGACUCUAAUAAUUUUUGAUGAUCUUUUAUUAGAAAAACAAAAUAAAAUAGAACAAUAUUAUACUAGAGGAAGGCAUUCUUCAAUUGAUUGUUUUUACAUUUCACAGAAUUAUAUAAAGCUUCCAAAGAAUACAAUUAGAGAAAACGCUAACUUCUUUAUAAUAUUCCCACAAGAUAAGAUGAAUUUGGAUUACAUCUACAGAGAUCAUUGUAAUGAAAUAAAAAAGGAAGAAUUUCUUGAAUUUACAAAAGAAGUUUGGUCUACGAAGUACAACUUUUUAACAAUUGAUAAAUCUAGUCCCAUGGAAGAUGGAAGAUUCAGGAAAUGUUUGAAGUAUUUUUAUAUCUUUUGA